AUGAUGAAAAGAUGCUUCAGUAUCCUACCACAAAAUGUCCGGUUCAGCUCAAAGUUCACAAGUUUAAACUUACCAAAGUUAGAUUUGGCGGAUUUUAUAGACUCAAAUAAAAGAGGAAUCAAUGUUCUUCCGUCGUACAGAGAUGAAACCGCUAGCACCACUCAAGCAACUAAUUCUAAAGAGCUCAGAUUACUUUCCAAAACACUUCAGGGCCAGUCGUACCGGGACCAAUUAGAGUUGAAUCCUGAUGUAAGCAAAGCAAUCAACAAUAAUAUUAUGGCUGUACAUAUUCCCAAUAAUCUUAGAAGGGUUGCUACAAAUUAUUACAAAGAGAUUCAGGAACCAAAUUCAUUACAUCGUCCCUGUAGAACCAAAAUGGAAGUGGAUGCACAUAUAGCGUCCAUUUUUUUACAAAAUUAUGGUUCUAUUUUCCAAAGUCUGAAAGAAUUACAAAAAAGGGUAGGUCCUGAUAAUUUUAAACCUCAAAGAAUCCUUGAUGUUGGAUAUGGCCCAGCGACUGGUAUAGUUGCCUUGAAUGAUAUUUUAGGCCCAAAUUAUAGACCUGAUCUAAAAGAUGCCGUUAUUUUAGGGAAUGCGGAGAUGCAAGAAAGAGCCAAAAUCAUUUUGAGCAGACAACUUAACGAGGUGGUCGAUACUGUAGAAGAAAAUGUGUCUACAGAGAAAGAGCAGGAAACAGAUAGACGGAACAAAAACUUUCAAGAGGAUGAACAUAUUGGAGAAGUGAUGACAAAAAAGAUAAACAUUAUGACUAACUUGCGGUCUUCUAUUCCCGCAUCUAAGGAAUAUGACCUCAUAAUAUUAACGCAUCAACUUCUUCAUGACGGGAAUCAAUUUCCAAUUCAGGUGGAUGAAAAUAUUGAGCACUACUUAAAUAUUCUAGCGCCUGGAGGCCACAUUGUUAUUAUUGAACGAGGCAACCCAAUGGGAUUCGAGAUUAUAGCCAGGGCAAGGCAAAUUACGCUUAGACCUGAAAACUUUCCAGAUGAAUUCGGAAAAAUACCAAGACCUUGGUCUAGGGGAGUAACAGUCAGAGGCAAAAAAGAUGCUGAAUUAGGAAACAUUUCCAGUAAUUAUUUUCUGAAGGUGAUUGCACCUUGUCCACAUCAAAGGAAAUGUCCCUUACAGGUUGGAAAUCCUAACUUUUAUACUCAUAAAGAGGGUAAAGACUUAAAGUUCUGCAAUUUUCAAAAAAGCAUCAAGCGUCCCAAAUUCAGUAUAGAGUUAAAGAAGGGUAAACUUCUCGCUACUUCAUGGGAUGGUUCUCAAGGAAAUGCGUCGAGGCUAAAAGGAACGGGAAGAAGAAAUGGUCGUGACUAUGAAAUUUUAAACUACUCCUAUUUAAUAUUCGAGAGAUCACAUAAGGACGAAAAUACGUUGAAAGAAAUUAAGAAAUUACGGAAUGAAAAUGUGAACGGCAAAUAUGACAUUGGAUCACUGGGUGAUGACACGCAAAAUUCCUGGCCUAGAAUUAUCAAUGAUCCUGUCAAACGUAAAGGUCAUGUUAUGAUGGAUUUAUGUGCGCCAUCAGGAGAACUUGAAAAAUGGACGGUUUCGCGGUCGUUUUCUAAACAAAUAUACCACGAUGCCAGAAAGAGUAAGAAAGGUGAUUUAUGGGCCUCAGCGGCCAAAACACAGAUUAAAGGGCUGGGAGACUUGAAUGUUAAGAAGUUCCACAAGCUAGAAAAGGAGAGAAUCAAGCAGUUGAAAAAGGAAGAACGUCAAAAAGCUAGAAAGGCUAUGGAAUCUUAUAAUGAAUUGGAGGACUCUCUUCAAUUUGAUGAUCAUCAGUUCUCAAACUUUGAGGUAAUGAAGAAAUUGUCCACUUUUCACGGCAACGAUUUUUUACAACAUGUAAAUAGAAAAUAG
This is a messenger RNA of Saccharomyces cerevisiae S288C, 1887 nucleotides long. RefSeq names its product tRNA methyltransferase RSM22 (gene RSM22). Gene Ontology annotation, molecular function: methyltransferase activity. The record is from RefSeq and is marked reviewed. The coding region runs from base 1 to 1887 and encodes 628 amino acids. Gene Ontology annotation, biological process: translation. Gene Ontology annotation, cellular component: mitochondrion. NCBI's taxonomy places the organism in Eukaryota, Fungi, Ascomycota, Saccharomycetes, Saccharomycetales, Saccharomycetaceae. The transcript has a single exon.